UUCUUAUAAUCUAAUCACGCUCAAACGAUUAAUAAACACGAACACAGCAUCAGGGGCGGGCAUCUCGUUUAUUGAUGCAGCGAGCGUUUACAACAUCACCAUGAAGAAAUUACAGCAGUGAAUAAACAAUAAAGCAAAGUUGAAAGAGAUGCCUUCGAGUGGCUCUUGCAUAACUUACAAAAUCUUAAAUAGGCUAAGGAUCCUAAGGAUUCAUCAUACCUGCAAGCACGCCUAAAGUACUUCAACAGUUAACACGAAUUAUACAUCAUAAACAUACUCCAGUGUCAUUAGCGAAACGUUACAAAAUAUAUUUCUCCCUCAGUGUCAGUACUCCUGGUCGGGGGGUCACUGGGAGCGGGGACAAAGAUGAGAGUGGAGCCUGGAAUCCAGAUUUAAAUCGCGCAGCAUCUAAAAUGGCGUGAGGAACCAUGGGGUAUCCAUGUGUCCAGUUUUCUCGUGGAGCCUUAAUCUUCGUUGUCGUCUUUUGUCCUUAAUGAACAGAGCAGAGGUAUUUGGAACAUUGAGUAAAUGGAAGUGGCCAGUAGUUGGUGUGGCAGCCGCUUUCGUUGGUUCUAUGUACACAUUUGGUUUCAACCGGUCUCUUACUCUCCAAGCAAGUAACGGACAAGAUGACGCAACAAACUCUCUCGGUUUACGAGACCUUUUGCAGAAACUGAUCCAUAACUUUGUACAGGGUGGUAAAGGUCCAGAGAAACCACCUUUAAGUCCAAAAGAGGCAAGCGAAAUCUUACGAAGGAAUGAGAAAAUGACAGAGGUGAAUAUUGGAGCUGUGUCGUACUUUGAAACCAAUAACUUUGCUUCGAACAAUCCUUGUGAGGAUCGGAACAACGAAUGGCUGCUGUUAAAGACCAGUGGUGCUGCCUUUGGUGUGUUUGAUGGGCACGGAGGCUGGCAAUGUGCUGAAGCGGUAAAAAACCGCCUACCUCUCUAUCUAGCGUUAUCCCUUCUUUCCAAAUCAGAUUUGACGAUGUUGGAAAGAAAUCUUUCGAAAGGCUUCUCGAUAGACGACUUUGUCACAAGUUUUCAAACGGACAAAUCACCAGUGGGAGAACAAAAAAGUUCCAAAAGCAAUGUUGGGUAUACUUUAAGUCAGAAGCAAGAGGUUUUCCACACUGGACCAAAAUAUCUGGUGAAAAACUUGCUUGAAAAGUCGUUUCGUGGUCGUCUGCCUGCUGGAGAAUCACUCAGUUUGGCUUUCACUCAGUUAGAUGACGAUAUCUCAACCGAGGCUAUACCAGUUAAAGUUCUUGAUGACUCGUUUGUCUCUGGAGCUACAGGUGCUUGUGCUAUAGUGUCAUACAUUGAGGGCCAAGACCUCUUUGUUGCAAACACAGGGGAUUGCAGAGCAGUCCUUGGAAGCAUGAAAGCAGAUGGUUCUUGGCUUGCCACGCCACUGUCCAUUGAUCAGACAGCACAGAAUCCAGAUGAAGUUCAAAGAUUGCAAUUAGAGCACCCUGGCGAGGAGCACUUUGUCAUCAAAAAUAACCGUCUGUUAGGACAGCUUCAGCCACUGCGAUCUUUUGGUGAUAUUCAGUACAAGUGGGAUAAAGUUACCCAUUCUCAUGUUCUAACACAGGUUUAUGGUGGUCCUAUAGUACCGCCAAGUAUGUACAAAACUCCGCCAUACCUUACUGCAAAACCUGUCAUCACACAUCAUCACUUACAACCUCAUGAUAAAUUCCUAAUCCUGGCUACAGAUGGCUUGUGGGAUGUUCUUAGCAAUGAACAAGCUGUUGGUUUGGUUGCAAAUUUUCUUCAGCAUCAAAGUAAAGAUAAACAACAUACACAGCUGGUUAGCAGUGUUGUCACAACUGGCAAUGAGGUGCUGGAACAUAAUGCAGCUACACAUCUUAUUCGCCAUGCCUUGGGCGGCAAUGACCACAGUUUUGUUGCUCAGAUGUUGCUAGUUCCAGAGCAAUAUCGCCGCAUGUGGAGAGAUGACAUUUCUGUAACUAUAGUAUUUUUUAAUUCAGACUCUCUUUUAUCUAAGCUGUAAGAGACUAACCAUACAAUGGCUAAUCUGAAUCUUUUAGGUGAUAAACCAUCUGAAUUAUAUUCCAUGCAAAUUACUGAGCUCUCUCACCAAGUUGCAAGUUUUUGGCUAUACUCUGAAAAUGAAGGAUGUGUUUCAUCAAUGAUCCAAUUCUGGAAUAAAACUAUAAUUCAGAAUAGACAUUCUGUCAUUACAUUAAUUAGUGUAUGACAAAUAAUCAUGAUUAUUUUUAAUUUUUUUAUUUUACCAACAAUUAGAUUUUUUAUUUUAUCAUCAAUUACUGACAUUCCAUGUCACUUGCAUUACAAAGAUAUCAUUAAAGAAUCAUUAUGGUCCUGGGUGAACAA
This is a messenger RNA of Orbicella faveolata, 2361 nucleotides long. Its product is annotated as pyruvate dehydrogenase [acetyl-transferring]-phosphatase 2, mitochondrial-like. The record is from RefSeq and is a predicted model, not a curated record. Gene Ontology annotation, molecular function: [pyruvate dehydrogenase (acetyl-transferring)]-phosphatase activity. Gene Ontology annotation, biological process: protein dephosphorylation. Lineage: Eukaryota; Metazoa; Cnidaria; Anthozoa; Scleractinia; Merulinidae. Gene Ontology annotation, cellular component: mitochondrion.